Messenger RNA from Lagopus leucura (white-tailed ptarmigan), 1475 nucleotides. It is a transcript of the gene SAMD10, whose product is annotated as sterile alpha motif domain containing 10. Gene Ontology annotation, cellular component: cytoplasmic side of plasma membrane. The record is from RefSeq and is a predicted model, not a curated record. Gene Ontology annotation, biological process: cell surface receptor protein tyrosine kinase signaling pathway. Gene Ontology annotation, molecular function: protein binding. The transcript is spliced from 5 exons. Bases 1 to 639 code for a protein of 212 amino acids. NCBI's taxonomy places the organism in Eukaryota, Metazoa, Chordata, Aves, Galliformes, Phasianidae.
AUGCAGCAGGGCCGCCCGUCCCUCUGCUGCGUCGCCAGCAUCCGCGGCUCGCAGGGCGCACCUGAGCCAGCUGCCGCCGCCGCCGCCGCUCACUUCAGCUUCUGCCGCAGCCUCCUGGAGCACACGGUGUCAGCUGAGAACCUCAGCUACCGCCUGCAGCGCAGCCCCGGCACCAGCCUCACCUGGCACGACGGGCGCAGCCAGCGCGGCGAGGGCAGCCGUGCCAUCAAACUCCUGCGGCAGCCGGGCACAGAGGGCUCCCAGGGCCGUGGCUGCGAUCACUAUGGCAUCUACCACACCAGCCCAACGCUGGGCAGCCUUACCAAGCCAGUGGUGCUGUGGAGCCAGCAGGAUGUGUGCAAAUGGCUGAAGAAGCACUGCCCACACAACUAUCUCAUCUACGUCGAGGCGUUCUCCCACCACGCCAUCACAGGUCGGGCUCUGCUGAGGCUCAAUGGGGAGAAGCUGCAGCGUAUGGGCAUUGCCCACGAGGCGCAGCGGCAGGAGGUGCUGCAGCAGGUCCUGCAGCUCCAGGUGCGUGAGGAGGUCCGGAACCUGCAGCUGCUCAGCCAAGAUUGUACCAACACUGUGAACCGAGCAGCUCUGGGAUGGACUGUGCACUGCAGAUACGAGACCUGAGCAGCAUGCUUGGAAUACGAAGAGACAGCUCCCGAGCCACUCCAGGGCUUUUCUCUUUCUUCUCUCUCUUUCUUUUUUAUGAAUACAUUUCUGGGCAGAGAUGGGAUGCUUUCUUCAACAGACGUGGUUCCCAGCUGGAGGAAAAUUAGCAAAGCAGUCGGUGGGACAGGUGAACUUUGGCCCGUCUGAGCCUGACGGGAGAGACUGCAAAAAGAACCAGGGCUGAGCAGUGUGGGCAACUCCAGCACGGCCAUUUGUGGGAUAAACAGGAGCUGCACAUGGGAUGCUGAUGCCUCUGCACACGAGUGGUGCCCAGUGCUUGGAGCGGCUGGGAGAGCUGCGGGCUCUGCUGGUGUCAAUGCCUUGGAGCUUCGUUCUCCUUUCGAACUGGGCUGUCUUCCAGUGUCCUAGGAGAUAACGUUAUCGGCAGCGAAUAAGAUGACCCAACCAGGCAAAGAAAUUAAAAGCAGGGCAGUCACCAGUGCCUGGCUCCACUUUGUGAAUUAAAAAGGGAGCUGAGUCAGCAGCAGUGGAAGCCCAGGGGUCAGCACGUUCCAGGGGAUGCUGCACAGGAGAUGCUCCACGUCCUUUCUCUGUCCUCAUCCACAUGCCUGGUUCCCUGCUCUCUGGUCCCAGGCUCUAUUUAUUCCUUCCCAAUGCUGCCCAGGCUUUGUCCAGGCCCUUCUGCAGAGGUCUACCCCUCCAGAGCUCUUGCAAACUCCCAACCCUUCAGGGGGCUUUGACAGUGCCAUCCAUACCAGCACCGUCCCCAAAUCCCAGCUGAUGAUUGAAAGGAGGUGACAUUUCUAGUUGCAUCCCCCAGUGCCCAGGGACAC